Colossoma macropomum (tambaqui) is the source of this 3860-nucleotide messenger RNA. RefSeq names its product RAN GTPase activating protein 1a (gene rangap1a). The record is from RefSeq and is a predicted model, not a curated record. NCBI's taxonomy places the organism in Eukaryota, Metazoa, Chordata, Actinopteri, Characiformes, Serrasalmidae. Gene Ontology annotation, biological process: activation of GTPase activity; nucleocytoplasmic transport; signal transduction. Gene Ontology annotation, molecular function: GTPase activator activity; small GTPase binding. The transcript is spliced from 16 exons. Gene Ontology annotation, cellular component: nucleus; cytosol; perinuclear region of cytoplasm. The coding region runs from base 116 to 1876 and encodes 586 amino acids.
AUUUUGAACUGCACCGACGUCAUUUGGAUGAGCGGGAGGAACCCGGCGACUCACUACACAAGUUCCUACAUCAAACCUUGAAAAUCGAGUUGAAAAUAGUCGAACAGGUGUGAAGAUGGCGUCGGAUGAUGUUGCUCAGCUGGCUGAUUCGCUGGCCAGGACUCAGGUCAGAGAGGGUGAACUCAGCUAUAAAGGACAGGGUCUGAAACUGAAUAACGCCCAGUCUGUGGAGGAGAUUGUGAAGGAUAUCCGGGAGUUUAAGGGUUUGCAGGCUUUGCGGUUGGAGGGGAACACUGUAGGAGUGGAGGCUGCCCAGGCCAUUGCUAAAGCUCUGGAAGACAAGAGUGACUUUCAGUGCUGCUACUGGAGUGACAUGUUCACUGGCCGCCUGCGUUCUGAGAUCCCUCCUGCACUGAACUCUCUAGGAGCAGCUCUAAUAACUGCUGGAGCUCAGCUGAAGGUGCUGGAUCUGAGUGAUAACGCGUUUGGUCCUGAUGGUGUGAAGGGCAUUGAGAAGCUGCUGAAGAGCACUGCUUGUCACACACUGCAGGAACUGCGCCUCAACAACUGCGGCAUGGGCAUCGGUGGAGGAAAGAUCUUGGCAGCAGCACUGACAGAGUGCCAUAAGAAGUCGAGCGAACUUGGUGCCCCCCUGAGCCUGAAGGUCUUCGUUGCAGGCAGGAACAGGCUGGAGAAUGAUGGCGCCACAGCACUGGCACAGGCCUUUCAGUUAAUGGGCAGUCUGGAGGAAAUCCACAUGCCUCAGAACGGCAUCAACCAUCCCGGAGUGACGGCUUUGGCCAGCGCUGUGCAGCACAACCUCCAGCUCAGGGUGCUCAACCUCAACGACAACACCUUCACUAAGAAGGGAGCUAUCGCCAUGGCCCAGGCUCUGAAGCACCUACGCAGUGUGCAGGUCAUAAACUUCGGGGACUGCCUGGUUCGGUCUGAGGGAGCCAUCGCUAUAGCCGAGGCUCUAACAGAGGGACUUCCAAUUCUCAAGGAGUUGAAUCUGUCAUUUGGAGAGAUCGCAGAGGAGGCGGCUCUGGCGGUUGCAAAAGCUGUUGAACACAAAGAUCAGCUCGAGAAACUCGACCUUAAUGGUAACUAUUUAGGUGAGGAGGGGUGUCAGAACCUUCGGGAGCUGAUGCAGAAUAUGAACAUGGAAGACAUGCUGGGGUCUCUGAGUGAUGAUGAAGGAGAGCCAGAUGAAGAUGAAGAUGAUGAGGAGGAUGAAGAAGACGAUGAAGAAGAGGAGGAGGAGGAAGAUGAGGAGGAAGAAGAAGAGGAAGACAUUGAUGAUGAAGAAGAAGAAGAAAAUGAGGAAGAGGGGGAAGAUGAGCCCAGCAAACCCAGUCAGAUGUCAACUCCUCCUUCAGCCUCUCGGCCUCCGGAUGUUUCGUCCUUCCUCUGUUUUCCGUCUCCAGACAAACUGCUCCGUCUUGGCAACAAGAGAGCUGAACUCAUCCAGCAGCAGGUGGAUGUGGCGGAUGUGGGGAAGACCGUAGAAGCUUUCCUGAAGAUUUCGUCUGUGUAUAAGGAAGAUGAUCCUGAGGUGAAAACGGCAGUGCUUGAGAGCAUUGAUGCUGUUUUGAGGAAAAUGUUCUCCUUGCCCUCAGCCCAGACCUUCAGCUUUAUCUCCUCAUUACUGGUGAUGCUUGGGUUAUUAAAGAGUGAGGAUAAAGUGAAGCCGGUGGCAGUAGUAGCAGGACAUCUGCAGUGUUUGGAGCACGCAGUGAAGCAGGACUAUUUCCCCCGAGAGCACAUCGCUGUACUGCAUGCAUUUAUGGCCAGACCAAACAAAUCGUUGGAGACGUGCAUCAGCGCUCGGGACAGCCUGAGAUCCACACUGCAGAGACUCCAGCCAGAGAGCUAAAAGGACGUCCACGCCCUCACACGCUUACACGCACACACGGCUCACAGAUAUUUGGACGUUUUUCUGCUCAUCUCCUUUUGACUGGACUUAAACUCUAGGAAGAGCUCAGCUAUGGAGGACAUAAUUUGACAAAAAGGGAUGCAGGCUACUCAUUACUGGAGGACAUUUGUGGUACUGCAAGACUUUCAGAUGAGCCUCACGUGGACUAUUAACCAUUUCGUUCUGCCAUCUUUCAUUUUAUUAAACAUAAUUUAAACAUUAAAUAAAACAUAAUAAAAAUAGUCUCAGUAAAAGAAAAAGAAAAGCUACUCUACUCUCUAGUACUACUCUCACAAGGAAUACAUUCAGUGGCUAGUAAUAAUGCCAGUCUCUGAUAACUGCUGGAUUACACUGAAAGCCAUUCGGGGCUUUAGCUUUAAAUGACAGCCUGUCAUUGGCUUGGGGAUGUUUUUUUGUUUUUGUUUGUUUUUUUUCUUUCUCUCUGUUAAUCAAGCAACACCUCUGUCAGCACUGAAGAUGAACCUAACUGGAGCUUUCUGUUGUAAUCAAAAGCUUGACUCUGCUGUUGUUUGAGGACAGUUCUCUUGUGUUGUAGACAGGUCUCUUGAACAUUUUGGUCUUCAGGGCAUUCACUAGCUUUUCUGUAGCGAUAAGAUCCAAGUUCUUUAGUGUAUACACUGCCCAUCAAAAGCUGGGAGACACCUCGCCUUUUAUUGCAAUUUGAAUUUUCCCACUAUUUCAUUUAUGUAAGAAAUGAAAACUACAAAGGUUUUGUUGACAUCAAACAGCUACUUGCUAAUACUUUGGGUAUAUUUUGCUACAUGACUCCGAGCAGAGCAGGUUCUGUGUAAAUAGUGAUUGGACAGUUUCCUUUUCCAAACUACUGUUAAAAGCACAUAUUGGCCCAAAAGUUAUUUAAGCACCUGAAAUCAAAAAGUUUCAUGUCAUAUAAUAACAUUUCUAUAGACCUCUGUAGUCGUGUCGUCAAAGAGUUCCAAAUCUGACAGUACCGACAUCCAAAUGUCACUGGAUCAUUUGAAUUACGAGGUCAGUAAGGAGACGAAAUACAGAGCUACGUGCAAUGGCAGUAAUGGCCCACAGUUUGAGUAGUUGCUGUUAUAACAGCAUUAUAACAGUGUUAUAGUUAAAUAAUAGACUUUCAUACAAUGUUGUUUUAACGCCGUUUCAGUGCUCAAGAGUGUUAGCUUGGUCAUGGCAUGUACGUAGCAUUACUUUGAGUGCUAAAGGCCCUUGUGAUUCAGUGAGGGAGAUGUACACGAGUCAAAAUGUAUCAGGUUUGGAACACUUUUGUUUAUCACAUGAUGCAAUGGCAGCAAUUUAAAAAAAAUGUUGCUAAUAUAGGCAUUAUACAUAACUUCAGAGCUCUAUAUCUAAGUACUCAGUCUUAUAAGCACUUGUAAGCCAUUCAAAUGCCCAUUCCAAAAUCCAGGAUGCUGAUUGGCUGUCUAAACAAUGUUAUUAACAUCAGCGCUUCUUGAUUACGCUGCACUGCAAUUGAAUAUACCCACUUCCAGCACCUCUCUCACUUCUGGUUCAAGCAUGGUUCAGGACACAGUAUUGAAGUCAAGCUGUCGGUACUAGUAGUAAAACAUUUUGAACAAUACCCCGGUCGUUAUACUUUUCAAUUACUUAAAAUAUGUAAUAUAUUAAGUAAUUGGAAAAUGACAAAGAAAACAUGUUAAUUUGUGUUGAAUACAUUUUGAAAGGCUAGGUGUGCCCCAGCUUUCCCCCUGCAUGGGCGCUGUAUAUCCACACCAAGACAAAAAUACCUUUUUUCAAUAUUUUCAAAUUAGAUGUGAUUGUAUCUUUAAUGUAUGGGCUAUUUCAUACUUUUAUGUGGACGUGAAUUUCAAUGCAUUAUACGUAGCUCACUGUGUGCUUUCUUUGCAGACAUUCUAUAAUGGCAUAAUAAAACAAAUGAUUGUCAUAAAUAAAUGAAUAAAUAAGUCAUAAUGGGCUGACA